AUGGUUAAGCUUUCACAUCAGCCACCAAGAUAAGCAUAUAUUGAGAAUCAGGCUUUUGUAUUCCCCUGUCACUUUAUACCUAUCUCAGCUUUAGCUUUUUGCUUUUCUCAAAAAAAAAAAAAAUUAUUUUUCUAAUCAUAUGGGAUUUGGAGAAGGGGGAGAGGGGACAGAAAAAUGGAAGGUGGAGAGUGAGAGUUGAUUUUCAACUUUCAAGAAACACUCAAAAGCUUCUGAUAAAUUCUCCACUCUCCUGAUUCAUCAGGCAAAUUGAAGAGCAUAUUUGCAUUACUCAAUGGCUGCUCAAAAGUCUCAGGUUCACUUUGUCCUUGUGCCCUUAAUGUCCCCUGGUCAUCUCAUCCCUAUGGUGGACUUAGCUAAAUUGUUAGCACAACAUGGUGUAAUUGUUUCUAUAAUUUCUACACCGCUUAACACCAUCAGAUUCAAAUCAGGUAUUGAUCACUCUGUCAAAUCAGGCCUUCAGAUCAGAAUACUUGAACUCGAAUUUCCAGCUGUACAAGCCGGUAUGCCCAAGGGAUGUGAGAAUAUGGAUUCCUUACCUUCUCGCGAUUCGAUUAAGGAUUUCUUUGUAGCUGCUAGCAUGUUGCAAAAACCAUUUGAAUUAUUGUUCAGUGACCUUAAGCCUAAACCUAGCUGCAUAAUUUCUGGGAAAAACAUGGCCUGGACAGUCGAUAGUGCACGUAAGUUUAGAGUUCCUAGGAUUUUCUUUGAUGGUAUGGGCUGUUUUUCUUCUACAUGCACACAGAAAUUGCAGAGUUCUAAAGUUCAUGAGGUUGUCUCCAAUUUUCAGCCUUUUGUAGUACCAGGUUUGCCUCAUAGAAUAGAGUUGACUAAAUCACAGUUGCCUGAAAAUCUGAAUCCAGGCUCACCAGACUUGGUCGACGUUCGCAAUAAGAUGGUUGCUGCUGAAUCCAUCUCAGAUGGGAUUAUUGUCAAUACUUUUGAGGAACUAGAACUUGAAUAUGUUGAAGAAUUCAAAAAGAUCAAAGGUGGGAAAGUCUGGUGCAUUGGCCCUGUUUCAGCCAGCAACAAAUCGGAAUCCGAAAAGGCUGCAAGAGGCAAAACUGUCUCUUUGGAUGAGAACCAAUGUCUAAAAUGGCUUGACUUGCAACAACCAAACUCUGUGGUUUAUGCCAGUCUUGGAAGCAUCUGUGGCCUCACAUGUUCACAACUUAUAGAACUUGGGUUAGGUUUAGAAGCAUCAAAUAGGCCAUUCAUAUGGGUACUGAGAGGAGGGGAGAAAUCAAAAGAGUUAGAGAAGUGGAUUGAAGAAGAAAGAUUUGAAGAAAGGAUAAAAGGAAAAGGAAGAGGCUUUUUAAUAAAAGGCUGGUCUCCUCAGAUACUUUUAUUGUGUCAUCCAUCUGUUGGUGCUUUCUUAACACAUUGUGGUUGGAAUUCAACUCUAGAAGGGUGCUGCUCUGGCUUGCCUAUAAUAACUUGUCCAUUGUUUGCUGAGCAGUUUAUUAAUGAGAAAUUGAUAACAGAAGUGUUAGGCACUGGUGUUAGUGUGGGAGUCAAGGCUGCUGUUACAUGGGGAAUGGAGGAGAAAUCAGGCUUAGUAAUGCAGCGCGGAGAUGUAAAGAGUGCCAUUGACAAGAUCUUCGAUAAGGGUGUACAAGGAGAAGAUCGACGUAGAAAGGCAAAAGAGAUUGCUAAGAUGGCAAAGAGGGCUUUAGAGGAAGGUGGCUCAUCUUACCUUAACAUAGAGGCUUUGAUUCAAGAUAUUAUGCAACAAAGUUUGAGCAGUGUUGAGGCAACUUCUUGAUAGUUCUUAUGACAAGCAAGGUUUUUUUUCCAGAAUAUAUGUAGUCAUGCAUAGAAGGGGAGCCUUGGCGUAACUGGUAAAGUUGUUGCCAUGUGAGGUCACGGGUUCGAGCCAUGGAAACAGCCUCUUGUAGAAAUGUAAGGUAAGACUGCGUACAAUAGACUCUUAUGGUCCGGUCCUUCUCCCCAGCUUAGUGCAUCGGGCUGCCCUUUAUAUGUAGUCAUGCAUAAACCCUUUCCCCUGAAUAGUGAUUUGUGUCAUUUAGGAAUAUAAUUUAGCUGCUGUGUUUUCAUUUCUCACUUUCUUUAAGUAAUUGUCCAUUUAAAUGUUGAAACUAUGAGUUGCGCUUUACAGUAAAAGGUUUAUUGAUUAGCUUCU
Nicotiana attenuata is the source of this 2161-nucleotide messenger RNA. Its product is annotated as UDP-glycosyltransferase 73C6-like. The coding region runs from base 293 to 1783 and encodes 496 amino acids. The transcript has a single exon. The record is from RefSeq and is a predicted model, not a curated record. Gene Ontology annotation, molecular function: UDP-glycosyltransferase activity. NCBI's taxonomy places the organism in Eukaryota, Viridiplantae, Streptophyta, Magnoliopsida, Solanales, Solanaceae.